Messenger RNA from Candidula unifasciata, 1869 nucleotides. The record is from the annotation of a GenBank genome assembly. NCBI's taxonomy places the organism in Eukaryota, Metazoa, Mollusca, Gastropoda, Stylommatophora, Geomitridae.
AUGAGAAACAUUGGCGCACAGUAUUUAUUGGAGAUCCCAGCAGCUUGUUUUAUCUUCGCCAAAGGCUCAAAGGGGAGAACGAGAGUUCUUCAAAAGUUGGCGCAUUUACAUGGAAUGUAUAACUGUCGACAUGCAGUUGGAAAUCAAACCUCGGAGUUGAGUUUACGUAGGUUUAUUGCUACUACCAGUACAUUGGCACAUGAUGAUAUUAAUUCCAAACGGGAGUGGAUAAAGUCAGGCCCCUCGUUAUCCAAUUUCUUGAACGACACAUCAUCAUCACAAUCACACGAUGAUGUUGAUUUGACAACAGAAGAUAAUUAUUUAGGGGCUCAUUUGUUUCAAGGACAUAGUAAAAGAGUUUACAUUGAGACAUAUGGGUGUCAGAUGAAUGUUAAUGAUACAGAAAUUGCCUGGAGUAUUUUACUGCAGAAUGGCUUUGAAAAAGCUGUUGGCACACAAGAGGCAGAUGUGGUAUUGCUGAUGACCUGUUCUAUACGGGAAGGUGCAGAAGGCAAGAUUUGGGAGCGGGUGCAUCAGCUGGCCAGUAUCAAGAAACGACGAGGCAGAAGGCAGCCACUGAAGAUUGGGAUUCUUGGUUGUAUGGCAGAGCGUCUGAAGCAUAAAAUUGUUGAGAAAGAGAAGACGGUGGAUAUUGUAUGUGGACCGGAUGCUUACAGAGAUCUUCCACGUCUUCUAGCAGUUGCUUCUGCCACAGCUGAAGCUGCAGUCAAUGUCCAGUUGUCUGUGGAAGAGACUUAUGCAGAUGUGGUACCUGUCAGAAUAAACCCUGAUAGUCCUUCAGCAUUUGUGUCAAUCAUGCGAGGCUGUGACAACAUGUGCACAUACUGUAUUGUUCCAUUUACUCGUGGGAGAGAGAGAAGUCGACCCAUGUCCUCCAUCGUAGAGGAGAUUAAGUCACUUUCUGAACAGGGAGUGAAAGAUGUCACACUUCUGGGUCAGAAUGUCAACAGUUACAGAGAUUUAUCUUCUCAAGACAGUCUUGAAGAGGACAGAAACUCCUCAUCUCAACUCAGUGCAGGUUUCAGCACCGUUUAUAAACCAAAGACUGGUGGUCACAGGUUUGCCAGGCUGCUGGAGGAAGUAGCUCAGGUGGACCCGGAGAUGAGGAUUAGGUUCACAUCACCACACCCAAAAGAUUUUCCUGACCAGGUCCUGGAAGUUAUCCUCAACCACCCAAACAUCUGCAAGCAUAUCCACCUGCCAGCACAGAGCGGCAACUCAGAGGUUCUGGCAGCCAUGGGUAGAGGUUACACCAGGGAGACAUAUCUGCAGCUGGUUGAGCAUGUCAGAGAGAUCAUGCCAGGGGUUGCACUGUCCAGCGACUUCAUUGCUGGCUUUUGUGGAGAGACUGAACCAGCUCACCAGGAUACUCUCUCUCUGAUGGAUACUGUCAAGUACAACUUUGUUUACUGUUUUCCUUACAGUAUGAGACAGAAAACUCGAGCUUUUCAUCGCUUGAUAGAUAAUGUGCCAGUUGAUGUAAAGUUGAGACGGAACGAAGAACUCCAUGUUACUUUUCGGAAGCAUGCGGAGGCCUUGCAUCUAGCUCAGGUUGGAGAGAUCCACUUAGUGCUAGUGGAAGGGGAAAGCAAGAGAUCAGCAGAAGACCUUGCAGGAAGAAAUGAUGCCAACACUAAAGUUGUGUUUCACCAUAGGCCACUCAAGUAUGGACCAGAACUGCUUGGAGAAGAAAGUCGUGUCCAGCCAGGGGAUUAUGUUGCUGUAGAGAUAACUUCAAGUACAUCCCAAGUUUUAAAAGGGCGAUCACUCUACAGAACAACUCUGCAGGACUUCUUUCACACAGGAAAUAUUUCAUACAAGGGCAGUAAUCUGACAGCCUGUUUAUAA